Messenger RNA from Trichechus manatus latirostris (Florida manatee), 3801 nucleotides. It is a transcript of the gene GPBAR1, whose product is annotated as G protein-coupled bile acid receptor 1. The record is from RefSeq and is a predicted model, not a curated record. The transcript has 3 exons. Gene Ontology annotation, molecular function: G protein-coupled bile acid receptor activity. Lineage: Eukaryota; Metazoa; Chordata; Mammalia; Sirenia; Trichechidae. The coding region runs from base 2581 to 3573 and encodes 330 amino acids. Gene Ontology annotation, biological process: G protein-coupled receptor signaling pathway. Gene Ontology annotation, cellular component: plasma membrane.
UAGGGUCGCGCUGAGUGGGAACUGACUCCACGGCACCUACAACAACAACUACUGGACGAUGGGUCAAAAAGAAAGAGGCGGCGGGAAGAAGGGUAGAUCUGCACUGCCCGCGAACCUGCAAAACUGAGCUGGAAACCUCGGGGUCAGGAACCCCUCGGGUCUAGAUCUCUGCCUCCCCUUAUAGGAGAGAAUGCUAAACUCAUUAGCUAUUGGUUGACAUUCCUAAGUAAACUUGAACUUACUAACGAUAAAGCUUAGUCACUAAGUCUAGUGACCUGGCCCCUCUGGUCCUGAGUGGCCAAAAGCUCCCAGGACAAUGACAGGCAAAUAUAAUUGUUUUCUGACUUUUCCUUCCUUUAUAAUGACUACUGCGUAGUAUUUCCUAAAAUGUGUUUCAUGGUGUAUGCGGCUCUGCAGGACACUGAUGAGUAUUUACGGGUGGACUUAAUGCAAACUAAUUGACCACAGUUCUUUCUCACAGAAGAAUUUCAGGGGCACCUUUCCAGUUGUCUGAGAGCUAUCCUAAUGGUUUCUGCCAUCUUGUUAUCCCUUUAAAUUUGUCUCAGUCUAAGGCAGCAGGUUUCACAAUGGUUUGAGACUCAUUAAUGAAUUGUGAAAUCACCUUACUGAGUUACAGCUAGAAUUUUUUGUCCUAAACUUUUCAUUUUAAGAUAAAUGUAGAUUCACAUGCAUUUGUAAGAAAUGACAGAGAAUGAGCCUGUGUACCCUUCACCAGUUUCUCCCAGUGGUUACAUCUUGCAUAACUAGUACAAUACCACAACCAGGAAAUGGACAUGGACACAACCCCUACCUUGUUCAGAGUUCACCAGGUUUAUAGGCACUUGUUUGUGUGUGUGUUAUGUAUUUCUAUGCAUUUUUACCACCUGUAGCUUCGUGUGACCAGCAUUUUUUUUUAAUCGAAUAGUAUAGACUAAUCAGAGUCAUCACACCUGCUAAGGGACAGUGCUGAAUUAGAAAUGUGUUUCAGCUGUAUACACACAUCUUGCUUGGAUUAUAAAAAUGCAUGAUUACUAUGGGUCACAGUCAAGAAGUUUGAAAGCCAGAGGUCUUUCAGUUAUCCGGACUUCAUUUAAAUGUGCUUUUAGAGAGCUCAGGGGGCUCUGAUUUCCCACCCUAAUUUGGUUUCUUUGCUUCAUGCAGUUCUCCGAAGGUGGCCAUCGUGCUUGUUGUAAGCAGUCACCUGUGUGAAGCUUAAUUCAAGGUGGAGUAUCAGUGAACACAGAUGUGUAACUUACAUAAAAUGAGUUGUUGAGGGGGUAAAAAUUUUAAUCGUGAAGACAGUUGCAUGUCCAUCCCCUCAACAGUGCCCUGGGAGUGCUGUCGCCUCAGUGAGGCUGACCUUGUGGCCUCAAGUAGGGGGAGGUCUUCACCAUGCUGAGUCUGCCUGGUGGUUUCCUGGUCUUUCAUAUCGCUUAGAUGGCUGAUCUAUUCCAAUGCUGGAAGAAAACCUGAACUAGAUAUCUCGAGAGAUGGUGACAUAAUCUGUUCUGUACCCUAUGGACCAUUUAAGGAGUUUUUGAAGAGUAAUUAUGACAAGAAGUUUUUUUUUUUUACUUUCUUGCUGACUUUAUAACCUAACUCCUUAGUAAGUUGGAACUCCACUGUGAUCUCUCGCCAAUAAUGGGAAUCAAAUUUCUGAAAAGUAGAUGGUAAAAUGAAGGUUGCUUAGAAAAUAUGGAGUUAGGAGAGAAAGAGGCAUUAAAUAUUAAUUUUUUACAGCAAUAAAUACUAAGGAAGUAUCUAAUUCUAAAAGAAAACUAUUUGUCGGCAUUAAAAACCGAUGUUGGUGAAAACCCCUCUCCAUACUCACUCCUCCCUCUUGUUUCCAGGACACACUAAGCAUUAGCGUGGAUCUAGUCUCAAAGGCCCUUAUUCCCCUUUGUGUGCAAAGAGGGCCACUGUCACGUCAGCCAAGGCCCAUAGGACUGUGGGAGGAGGGUCAUUUCAUGAGGAGAGUCAACACUGAGGUGAUGGGAGCUGGGAAAAAAGUGAUCUAGUCUGAAUUACUGGUAAUUGGCUCACAUGCCCCUAAGAGUUCAUGCAUGGGAAGUGUGGUGUCCUUGGGUAUGGGCUGUGGAGGCAUAAAACAAUGUUUUGGAGAUAGACCUGGGUUUGAAUCCAGGUUCCACCACUUAAUAGCUGUGUGACUGAACCAGUUUAUCAGUCUACUUCACAAAAGGAAAAGAGAAAAGGUAAGUGUCUAUCACAUCAUGGGCAGUUAUUAAGACUUAAUCUUAGUUCUUUUCCUAGACACUCAAGGGGAUCAUAAGGAGCAGCACUGCUGAGGAAGCAAAACAACAUAAGCCAAGCAUCAUGUUGCUAUUCUGUGUUGGGGGUUUCCAAGGCUGUAAAUCUUGAGGGAAGUGACUGCCACAUCUUCCUCCUGUGGAGUGGCUGCACUCGCCAGCCGGGAAGCCAGACACUACCUGAAGCCCUGCAGGGUUGGCGGCGGCCACUUCUGACCCUCAGAGGAAAGCCUGGGCUGGGUGAGCUUUACCUGCCCCCCGCAGCCAUGCACUCUGGCUGCUUCUCCAGGCCUCCCCUCUCCCAAGGCCCAAGAUGACACCCAACAGCACCGGGGAGGUGCCCAGUCCCAUUCCCAUGGGGACCCUGGGGCUCUCCCUGGCCCUGGCAAGCCUCAUCGUUGCUGCCAACCUGCUCCUGGCCCUGGGCAUUGCCCGGGACCGCCGCCUGCGCAGCCCACCUGCCGGCUGCUUCUUCCUGAGCCUGCUGCUGGCCGGGCUGCUCACGGGGCUGGCACUGCCCAUGUUGCCAGGGCUGUGGAGCCAGAGCCACCACGGGUACUGGCCUUGCAUCCUCCUCUACCUGGCCCCCAACUUCUCCUUCCUCUCCCUGCUUGCCAACCUCCUGCUGGUGCACGGGGAGCGUUACAUGGCAGUGCUGCGGCCCCUCCGGCCCCAAGGGAACAUCCGGCUGGCCCUGCUCCUCACCUGGGCUGGGCCACUGCUCUUUGCUAGCCUGCCCGCUCUGGGGUGGAACCACUGGACCCCUGGGGCUAACUGCAGCUCCCAGGCUAUCUUUCCAGCCCCCUACCUCUACCUUGAAGUCUAUGGGAUCCUGCUGCCUGCCGUGGGUGCUGCUGCCCUGCUCGCUGCCCGCGUGUUGGCCAUUGCCCACCGCCAGCUGCAGGACAUCCGCCGGCUGGAGCGGGCAGUGUGCCGCGGUGAACCCUCGGCCCUGGCCCGGACCCUCACCUGGAGGCAGGCAAGGGCACAGGCAGGAACCACACUGCUCUUUGGGCUGUGCUGGGGGCCGUAUGUGGCCACCCAGCUGCUCUCGGUCCUGGCCUAUGAGCAGCGCCCCCCACUGGGGCCUGGAACUCUGUUGUCCCUCAUCUCACUGGGCAGUGCCAGUGCAGCAGCCGUGCCUGUGGCCAUGGGGCUGGGUGAUCACCGUUACACAGCCCCCUGGCGGGCAGCCGCCCAAAGGUGGCUGCCGGGGUUGCGGGGAAGAGCCUCGCAGGGCAGUCCUGGCCCCAGCACUGCCUACCACACCAGCAGCCAAAGCAGCAUCGGCUUGGACUUGAACUAGAGGAAGGGAAAGGCCUCUGCUGACUGCUACUAGAAACAUCCAUGAAUCUUGGCCACCGAGCCAGCCUGUCUUGUGUCCCCACUCCUGGAUCAGUGCCCCAUAUGUGGCCCCACCCUGGCUGAAUAAAGCUCUCUGGCUCAGUUUAUAGUUCUCUCACUCCACUCAGAAAGGGAGAGGCCAGCAAACAACGACAGAAAGAACUCAAAGAACAAGCCAUGUGCAUCAAGG